This is a messenger RNA of Striga asiatica, 468 nucleotides long. The record is from the annotation of a GenBank genome assembly. NCBI's taxonomy places the organism in Eukaryota, Viridiplantae, Streptophyta, Magnoliopsida, Lamiales, Orobanchaceae.
AUGCCACCGCCGCGCGCGGCCAACGUCCUCUACCCCAUUCUUUUCCUCCUCCUCCUCGACGCCGCAUCCGUCUCCGCUCUCCCUCACGACCCGGACUCCGAAUCGGAUUGCACCGGCCGGCAGAUCCACAUCCGGCACCUCCCGCCUCGAUUCAAUCUGGACCUCCUCACCAACUGCUCCGCAUACCCCCUCGCCGACGACCUCUGCCCCUUCGUCUCCAACCACGGCCUCGGCCCCAAAACCCACAACUCCUCCCACAGCUGGUACCGCACCGACCCCUCCAUGCUCGAGCUCAUCUUCCACCGCCGCAUGCUCGAGUACCCCUGCCUCACCCCCGACCCCUCCGCCGCCGACGCCGUCUACCUCCCCUACUACGCCGGAAUCGACGCCCUCCGCUACCUAUUCGGCCCCGAUCAAAACCACACUCCUUCCACCCCCCCAACCUCGCCUUCUUCGAAUCCUGGCUAG